AUGAAUGCACCUCUGCAGCUGUUGGCCAGUCUCCACGAGCUGCGGGACAGUGUUUUGACCCUCGAACCCACGCCCAACGAGGUCAUGGCCGGUCUCCGGCAGCCCCUUUGCGAGGCCUUUCGAGCUCUCCUCUGGAACAUGCGCACCUCACGCCCGCCUCACACCUCCACCACCCUCGAGCAAUCAUGUCGAGCUGCUACCGCCAUCUCGGCCGACCAGGUUUAUCGUGCCGUGCACAAACUUGGUCCACAUUUUAAAACCGACAUGCGAGAACAGCAAGAUGCUGAGGAACUGCUCUCCUUUUUGCUGGAUAAGCUGCACCUUGAAGUUGCCGCUUAUUUGGAAAAGCAUCCAGAGCUCAUGGAAGAGGGUGACCUGAGCGCUGGCGCUGGCAAUGACGAUGCUGAGGGCGGUUGGCAUGAGGCCUCUAGCAAGGGGGUGGGCGUCAGCGUCAACACAGUUGAAACGCAUGAUCGGCAAGUUGAGACCCCCAUUAGCAGCGCCUUCACCGUGCGUAUGCGCUCAACGCUGGACAUGAAGGGGCAGCGUCGAAGCGUCACCAUCCAGCCGUACCACUGCUUGCCCUUGGAUAUUGAGCCGGAACACGUACGCUCGCUCCACGAUGCUAUGCGUGAGACGCUACGGAAUGAACCUCUUUAUGCGAGCAGCCAAGAUGAGGUCAUUGGUCACAAGCAGCUGCUACUUGAAACACUGCCUCCCAUUUUGCUGCUUUCCCUCAAGCGCUUCUCCUACGGCCCAUAUGGCCCAAUUAAGCUGCAGAAACACGUCAAAUUCGAAGCCGAGCUUUGUAUCGACCCCGAGUUCAUGAGCCCCACCGCUCGCCAAAUUCAUGGAUCUGACACUGUUUAUGAGCUCGCUGCCGUCUUGUUUCAUCACGGCAGCGAAAGUCACCAAGGACACUACACCUGCUGUCGGUCCACGUCUGAAGGCUGGAUUGAGCUCAAUGAUACCCGCGUCUCGCCCAUCGCCCUUACUGCAGUCUGUGCACCGCGCUCCGGAGCCGAUGCAUAUGUCCUUUGCUACCGAAAGCGAACAGCAGCUUCUGCAUAG
Messenger RNA from Monosiga brevicollis MX1, 1071 nucleotides. RefSeq lists its product as uncharacterized. Lineage: Eukaryota; Choanoflagellata; Craspedida; Salpingoecidae. Gene Ontology annotation, biological process: protein deubiquitination. Gene Ontology annotation, molecular function: cysteine-type deubiquitinase activity. The transcript has 8 exons. The record is from RefSeq and is a predicted model, not a curated record. Bases 1 to 1071 code for a protein of 356 amino acids.